CAUCGUUUCUACUUCUCCAACAUUAUCAGCCAUUUCUAGCGAAGAGCCAGUGAAUAAUUCAUCGAGUACCGUUCAUCCGUUUUUGAGAACAUCAGUCAAGACUGCCCCUAUAACAUUAAUUACGGCAAAGGAUGUUGUCACACAUGAAAAGUAUAGAUUAGUUUCAGCUUUAUUUAGUGGAGUUGAAAUAAAUGAAGGAAUGAAUUCUUCAAUUUAUGGACAUUUCGUGGAUGUUAGUAGAAGCGAUAAUCUCCCUAAACAUCAUUCUCAGAAAAGAGCUUCACAACAUCAUGCAAAGAUUGAAUAUACAUUCUUAGAAACAUAUAGUAAUAAUAGGGGAUCUCUGCUGAUGAAUAGUAAGUAUAUUAUUUCUUAG
Molecule: messenger RNA, 376 nt
Organism: Funneliformis caledonium
Lineage: Eukaryota; Fungi; Glomeromycota; Glomeromycetes; Glomerales; Glomeraceae
Source: the annotation of a GenBank genome assembly